This is a messenger RNA of Camellia sinensis, 1471 nucleotides long. Its product is annotated as receptor-like protein 33. Gene Ontology annotation, molecular function: protein binding. The record is from RefSeq and is a predicted model, not a curated record. NCBI's taxonomy places the organism in Eukaryota, Viridiplantae, Streptophyta, Magnoliopsida, Ericales, Theaceae.
GACCAACAAACAACAUCAUACAAGAAACUAAAUUCACCAGUUCUCUCAUUAAUCAUCUCUCCCUAACCUCAAUACUGGUGUAAACUAGAUGGGUCGCUCAAUAUCAAAUUAUCAACUCAAAUCCCUCUUGUUUUUUCUCUUAUUUUCUCUGGUUCUUUGCUUAUCAUCUUCUCAAGAAUCCCAACCAUUGAUCUGCAACCUUCGUUUUCUUGAACAUCUUGAUUUGUCCAACAACCAAUUCCAUGGUGUCAUCCCAUCUUGUUUGGUAAACUUCAGUGAAAAUUUGUUGGUACUAAAUUUGCAAGGAAACAAUUUCAGUGGAACCAUUCCUCAAACAUUUCGACAAGCGAGCAAGUUGCGAACCCUUGAUGUUAGCAACAAUAAAUUGCAUGGGGAGCUUCCAAGAUCAUUGGCCAAUUGCACAAACCUAGAGAUUUUGAAUGUGGGUCAUAAUUCGAUAGUUGAUGUUUUUCCAUAUUGGUUGGAAAAUCUUCCUCAGUUGAAGAUUCUUGUCAUGAAAGAUAAUGGAUUCCAUGGUCCAAUUGCGGAGCCAAGGAAGAGAUCAGUCUUCACCAAAUUACAUAUCAUUGACGUGUCUCACAAUAAUUUUACAGGUACUUUGCCAUCAAAAUACUUUGAGAAAUGGAAUUCAAUGAUGAAAGCUGAUGAAGAUGCAACUCAAUCGAGGUACAUGGGCGAUAAUGGUGGUUAUUAUUUUGAUUCCAUGACCAUUACUUAUAAAGGACGAGAUAUGGUAUUUGUAAGAAUCCUCACCAUUUUCAAAGCAGUUGAUUUUUCACACAACAAGUUUCAUGGAAAUAUUCCUACAUCAAUUGGAAGACUUAAAGCACUCAUUUUCCUAAAUUUCUCGGGAAAUGGGCUCUCAGGUUUUGAUGUCUCUCAAAACAAUCUAACGGGUCUUAUACCACAAGGCCAACAAUUUGCAACAUUUUCAAACACUUCAUAUGAGGGAAAUCCGGGCUUGUGUGGUUUUCCGUUGUCAAAGAAAUGUGGAGAGAACAAAGUAGUAGAAUCACCAUUUUUACAAUCUCGUAAGUACGAACUUGAUGGCUUUGGUUGGGAAGUAGUGUUCAUGGGAUAUGGAUGUGGAGUAGUGCUUGGUUUGGCGAUUGGAAGUUGCAUGACUCAAAGAAAGGAAGAAUGGAUUGCGAGAAUUUUUAGUGUAAAAAUGCGUCAACAGGGGAAGAAAACAAAGAAGGUAGCUGCAACAUGGAGAAAGAUGACACAUUCAAAGCCAAGUACAAGUUGGUAGAGGUAAAUCUACUGUGUAAUCCAUUAAAUUGUAAUAUAUAUUUAUAUAUAUUUAAGGGUUCUUCAGUUUGUCAUGUUGCUCCAUUGAUGUUGUUGGUUUGUAAGGUUCAAUGGACAAUAUGUGAAAUAAAUAUGUUUUGAAUUUCAAGAUUUUAUUUUAGUUCAAUGGAUAUGAAGAGAGCUAUUUCUUCUGGGCAAA